AUGAGCCCUAGCAAUCGGAUACGUGAACAGCGCGAGAGUCUACCGACAUUCGAAUACAAAGACGAGCUCAUCGAAGCCAUCAAAGAAUACAAUGUGCUAGUGGUGAUUGGUGAAACGGGCUCUGGUAAAACGACACAGAUUCCACAGUAUAUCCUUGAAAGCAUGCCUGAUGUAAAGAGGAUUGGUGUGACACAGCCAAGACGUAUUGCAGCCAUUACAGUGGCCAAGCGUGUGAGCGAGGAACAAGAUGUGGCACUUGGCACCAAAGUGGGAUACACGAUCCGUUUCGAUGACACGACAUGUCCCGAGACUCAACUCAAAUACAUGACGGAUGGCGUAUUAUUGCGUGAGGCGACCGAGGAUCCCAGCCUUAGCCAGUAUUCGGUUGUGAUUAUUGACGAAGCCCAUGAACGUACGCUUGAGACGGAUGUUUUAUUUGGAUUGUUGAAAAAGACGCAGCGACUGCGACCCGAUUUGAAGGUGUUGAUCAUGUCAGCUACGCUGGAUGUGGAAAAGUUUUCAGACUUUUUUGGCGAAUGCCCCAUCUUUGAGAUUCCAGGACGCACGUUUCCAGUCCAAGUGGUUUAUUACAAGGAUGCUCAACGCUUGUCAUCACUGAAAUCAUCCAUGGUGGAUCACGCUGUCGAAGCGGCAUGGCAUAUCCACACGCACGAGCCACCUGGUGACCUGCUGGUGUUCUUGACAGGCCAAAGUGAUAUCGAAAGAGCAUGUCGUGCCUUUGCAGAACGUACAAAGUCGCUUGAUUAUCAACGAUCGGUGAAACAUUUUGAGGAUGGGGUAAGCGAUGUUGCCAUCUAUCCACUUUAUGCGAGUCUCGAGACAUAUGAUCAAAAAGCAGUGUUUGAACUUCCAAGGGAUGGCGUUCGUAAAGUAGUCUUUGCCACCAACGUUGCUCAGACUUCGGUUACAAUUCCUGGUAUUCGUUACGUGGUUGAUUCAGGCUUUGUCAAGGAGAAGACCUAUGAUCCCAAUACUGGUAUGGAUGCUUUACUUGUAACGGAGAUCAGCCAAGCUGCUGCUAUACAACGUGUGGGUCGAGCUGGAAGAACUGCCCCUGGUAAAGCAUAUCGACUCUAUACACCUGACAGCUACAAUCACAUGAUGGUGGAUACGGUGCCUGAGAUCCAACGCAGCAGUUUAUUGGGAACCGUUCUCGCUUUGAAAAAGAUGGGGAUUGUGGAUGUGCUCAACUUUGAAUUCAUUGAUCCGCCCGACGAGAAGUUAUUACGCAAUGCUCUGAAGCAAUUAUAUCUUUUGGGUGCUAUUGAUGAGGUAGGCAAGCUCACCCCUCUUGGAGACAAGAUGAGCUACUUUCCUCUUUCACCUUCCCUUGCUCGUGUCUUAGUGAGCUCGGCGCAAGAAUUCAAGUGUAGCCAUGACGUGUUGACGAUUGCAAGCAUUCUCGCUGGCGAAAAUGAUCUUUUCAAGGCACCCUCGGCUCGCAGCAAAGGUGGUGAGCAAGCCAUGAUUGAAGCAGAGGAAUGCAAGUUACGAUUCGCACAUCAUACGGGUGAUCACAUGACGUAUCUCAAUGUAUGGCAUGAAUGGCAUCGACAUGGCAAGAGCCGGAAUUGGUGUCGCGAGAAUUGGAUCAAUGGCAAGGUGCUUGAUACAGCCAGCAAUGUACGACGACAAUUAGCGGAUGUGAUGGAGAAAUUACGGCUUCCAAUUAUACGUGCGCCGCGUUACCUUGAUGAAAAGAAGAAAAAGUCGUCUCAGCGACGCAAGAUCGGGAUGGAUGAGCAUGGAAAGCAUGUGGACCCAGUGCCUAUUCUCAAAUCAUUCUUAUCCGGUUACUUUACCAACAUUGCCAACAAGGGUGCCCAUCGCAGCGUCUUUUCGCAUUAUUCCCCAGAUCAACACUUGACCGAAGACAUGACGGCAGAAAUAGGCGAUAUCGGCUCAUCGACAGCAUCAUUGGUUGCCUUGCAUUUACAUCCACUAUGUGCAUUUUCAGAUAUGAUUGAUCGACACAAGCUGCGGUAUUCAGAGUUGGAUUGGGUCAUGUACAUGCACGUCACCUACACCAAUAAGGCCGUGAUGAAAGGUGUCAGCAAAAUCCUCUGGGAUUGGAUCAAAUCAGGUGAAGGCCGGGAUCGGAUACAACGGUUACCGAAGACAAGGUUGAACGGCGAGGAUGCACCCAACGUAUUGGAAAUGGAUCAGGAUGCAAAGAACGAGGUCAUUGCAAAGGAAAAGGAGGCCGAAGAAAAACAAGAACAAGAUCGACGAAAACGACGUGCUGAGGAAAUUGAACAAAUUAGACAACGUGCCUUAGCUAGACGACGCGUACAAUAA
Molecule: messenger RNA, 2319 nt
Organism: Lichtheimia ornata
Lineage: Eukaryota; Fungi; Mucoromycota; Mucoromycetes; Mucorales; Lichtheimiaceae
Exons: 6
Coding region: 1-2319 (772 amino acids)
Cellular component (GO): intracellular anatomical structure
Molecular function (GO): ATP binding; RNA binding
Source: RefSeq, a predicted model, not a curated record